AUGGCGAUCGUUGUGGCGUUUUGCCUUUGGCCUCGCUGCAGCUGCCACCUGCGUGCAUCGGAGGAUUUCGAGGAAGGCGAUUUGCUGCAUCUGACUCCGCAUAAAGUCGAGCUGCGGAAAGUGCAAGACUCGCACGGCUUGUGCUGCGACUCCUGCUCACCCCUCAGGGAGAUCUCGCCCGUCAGUUCGGCUGGCAGCCGCAGGAUUGCGCACGAGCCUGUGAAGACGGUGCAAGAGCUUCCUUGCACUGAGAGAGCUCAGGCGCACGUCUCCAUAUGCCUCGGGUUCCUUGCCUUAUCCUUCACGGUCGGCCUUAGCAUGUGCGUCAGCCUUUGUACUGAUGGGCAGAAGCUGAGACUGCUAGAAAAGAAGAUCGAUGCAGAGGAAGCAGAAACUUAUCGGUUGGUGGUGUCUGGUCUUGCGAUGGAGUUCCUCAAGCGACGGCGGUGGGGACCAGGGGGGCUCUACAGGAGCUCCUGCUUCUUCUGCUGCCCUGUCAUCGACCUGGCCUGCUCCUUCCUGGCAUGCAUGCUCAUGCUGAUGACCCGCUGUGAGCCCUUCUGCUUUGAAUGGCGUUUCGCGUGUCGCAUUUGUGUGACCUUUCUGGUGGUUUGCAUGCUCUCGCUUGCCCUUCGCUGCUUGAGCUGGCUGUACUGCGUGCUGAAGUUUGCCUUGGCCACGUCCAAGCAGACCUUUGAGAUAAAGUUCGCGGCAUUUCAGGAGGGUGCGGUGACGCAUUUGUGCGUGGCUCUUGAGGGGGACCUCCUGUGGCUUGAGAACAUUGGGAACCUGCCACGAGGCUGGCCUCCGAGGGGCUGGAUGCAACCAAGGUAUUUAGUCCACUCUCAACUGGAGGCACACCAUAUCGAAGAUAAGGAUGACCAGCCUAUUGUGGCAUGGAGCCUCCAAAUGUACUGGUGCUGGUUUGUGCAAGGCGAGGCGCGUGUGGGGGCAUGGGUGCCACAAUCAAUGCAGUUUCCAAUAGAUCCAGCCCAUGUCCACGACCUCCACACGUGGCUCGCAGCAGAGCCACAUCGUCGAAUGUUUCGCUACGAAGGUGUGGCCGUGACAGCCUCUGAAGUGCUCGGAUGGGGCUUCGAGCACAUCCAUGAUCGUCUGUCAGAGCAACUCUCCUCGAGGUCGGGUGCUUUCGAUCGAAAGCAGAUAUUUGCCUUGCAAUGCGAAAGACACGGAUCCACGAUGGAGAUCUGCUUGUCGAUGAUGUCCGGCAAGACACUGACACUCCGUGCUUCCAUCGGAGACCUGGUCGCAGAUUUGUGCCACCGUGCCGCCUUAUUGGGAACCGACGGCUCUAAGGUCGAGGUAGUCUUGCCAGAUGCAAGACGCUUGCGCAGCCUUGAUCCCAAACUCCCUUUGUGUGAGGCGUUAGGUGACUUUUGUGUGACCGGAGACUGCAACGGCUAG
Molecule: messenger RNA, 1425 nt
Organism: Symbiodinium sp. CCMP2592
Lineage: Eukaryota; Dinophyceae; Suessiales; Symbiodiniaceae
Source: the annotation of a GenBank genome assembly